UCCAAAUGCAGGGCCAGAUUUCACUGGGACCAUCUCGGGGCAUGAUCCGAGCAGACUGUUCUGUAACAGUGCCAGGAACGACAUGUUGUCCCUGAUUGAUUUCCCGUCAUGAAAUGGGAGUUCCUUUAACCUUCCGAUACAAUGGAUUGAUGUAUUGAACAAACUACCAAGCGUUUAAAUAUGCUGUAUUAAUACGCAUUUUGCCUCAUUUGAAGUCUGUGAUGAUAAGAGCGUGUAUUGACAUCAUAUGGUUUGUUGAAAACUAAUUCUGGCUUUAUGUGUGAUAUUCUAAUUAAAAAUGGGGUCGAAUUUUCUGACACUCGUCUCAAUUUGUGUAAUUUUGAAGAUGAAUGGAGACUAUGCCGAAGCCAUGACCAGACAAUUGGUUGCACGCGCAAUUCCUCUUAAAGACAUAAAGCUGAAUUCGGCCCCACUAAAGACACUUAUUACGCGAUCGAGGAUUGCAUGUCUAAAGGAAUGUAUCAGGACAGCAGGGUGUCAGGCGCUAAACUUUGGAAAGACGGACAAGUGUGAGCUGCUUGGAACCUACCUCUGCGCGAGGACGGCCAGCCUCAUCCCUUCAACAGACUUCGCCUACUACGACGUCGAAUUUGAGGACACGCUGUCAAGUAUCGGUAUCCAUGACUCGAAAACGUCUUGCAAGACUGGGGGAAAGUGCUCUCCGAAAUGUGAAUGUGAAUGGACAGCCGACUUCGACGUGUACCCUGGAAAAUACGUGGUCGGCUUCACCAUGGAGACCGUCAACAGUGUGACGCAGACGGAGUGUCAACAACGUUGUGUCGACGCUACGACCUUCCAGUGCAAGUCUGCAGAUUACAGCUUCAGCUCCACGUGCUAUUUGUCUCACGUCAACCGCAUCGACGUCCCGGAGGCCUUCUCCGCACAAAACGGCUACACCUACCUUCACAGAAAGUGUCAGUAGAUGCCGGAUGUUGCCGCCAUUUGCAGACUGAUCUUGUCUGCCAAACAUUCACAUUUAACUCCUUGGUCUAAAAUACUACACUACUAUACGUAUUGACAAUUACGGUCAACACAAUGUAUGUAUUCCCCGAACGGGUGUUUUCGCUUUGGCCCGAAAUAUUUUUAAAUAAAGAUUCUUCUUUCUGUUA
Molecule: messenger RNA, 1130 nt
Organism: Haliotis rubra (blacklip abalone)
Lineage: Eukaryota; Metazoa; Mollusca; Gastropoda; Lepetellida; Haliotidae
Exons: 3
Coding region: 299-943 (214 amino acids)
Source: RefSeq, a predicted model, not a curated record